AUGGAAUUAUCAAAAAUCAAUCCUACAGAAAAUAAAAAAGAUUUAUGGAAAGAUGUUGAUAUAUAUAAAUAUCAAAAACAUGUUACAAUUUCUACUAUUGGUUUAACUACUGAAUCAUCAAAAGAGGCAGAUGAUAAAAUAGUUUAUAUGGAAGAUUUAGAAAAAAGAAAACAAGUAUAUGGAAUAUGUGGAGAAUGUAAUGAACCUGGCACAGGAGAAAAUUGGUGCCAACUUUGUAAUGCCAAAAGAUUUAAGGAUAAUUUUAAAAAUUGGACUAGUGGAAAUAAAGAUAUUGAUGAAUUUAUACAACAAUCACAACUUAAUGCUGUAUACUUUAGUAAAAAACUUGAAUGGAUACCUUUUGAAAAUUUUAAAGAUAUGACUUAUAUUACCAGAGGUGGAUUUGGUAAAAUCUAUUCAGCUGAAUGGCCUGAAGGAUUUAUUCAAUAUUGGGAUAUUGAAAAUCAAAAAUGGAGUAGAACUAGCAUAAAAGUUGCAUUAAAAAGGUUAGAUAAUUCUUCUUGUUUAAGUACAGAAUUUUUAAAUGAGAUUAAAUCUCAUCUUCAGAUUUAUCUUUAUGAUGUUAUUAAAUGUUAUGGAAUAACUCAAGAUCCAAAUACUAAAGAUUAUAUGAUGGUUUUACUAUACUGUGAAGAUGGAAAUUUGAGAAAUUACUAUACGAAUAAAGAAUUAGGAUAUUAUUCAAAAAUUAAUAAAUUACAACAAAUUGCAAGUGGACUUCUAGAUAUUCACAAUGCUGGAAAGGUUCAUAAAGAUUUUCAUUCAGGUAAUAUAUUAUUUAAUCCAGCUCCAUAUAUAAGUGAUUUAGGAAUGUGUCAACCAGCAAAUAAUAAAAAGCAAUCAAAUAAACAAGAAGAAAUUUAUGGAGUAUUACCUUAUAUGGCACCAGAAGUUUUACGUGGAUAUCAAUAUACAAAAGCAUCUGAUAUUUAUUCAUUUGGAAUAAUGAUGAAUGAAUAUAUAUUUGAAGAAACUCCUUAUAAUAAUAUUCCUCAUGAUUAUGCUUUAGCUAUUAAAAUAUGUAAAGGACUUAGACCAAAUAUUUUUAAAUAUACACCAAAAUUACUUGCAAAUUUGAUUACUAAAUGUUGGGAUGCUAAAACAGAAAAUAGACCAACCACUAAAGAAUUAUAUCAAGAACUUGUUGAAAUUUAUAUUGAUGAUGAUAGUGAUACCAAAUUUCAAGUAAUUGAAUAUAAUAAUAAAAUCAAUUUAAACAGAACAAGUGAAAAAAGAUCUAAAAACAUUCAAACACAUCCACAAGCAAUCUAUACUAGUAGACUUUUGAGUUUCAAAAACCUUCCAGAACCAGUAAAUUCAGAUGCUAUUCAAUCAACAUUAUUUUCAGAAGGUUUUGAUUGUCAAUUAGAUGAAUCGGAUCUUAAUGAAAUUAAUCAAGAUGAUGAAAAUAAUAUUGAAUAA
Molecule: messenger RNA, 1443 nt
Organism: Rhizophagus irregularis DAOM 181602=DAOM 197198
Lineage: Eukaryota; Fungi; Glomeromycota; Glomeromycetes; Glomerales; Glomeraceae
Biological process (GO): protein phosphorylation; signal transduction
Cellular component (GO): cytoplasm
Molecular function (GO): ATP binding; protein kinase activity
Source: RefSeq, a predicted model, not a curated record